UUUGUUUGCGGCUGUAGCCUUAUCUUUGUGUGGUUUUUGCAGUCUUGAUACGAUGGACUUAAAAAAGCUAAUGAAAGAUUUUCGUCAUUUACAAGCACACCGCAAACAGGUGAAGAAGUAUAGUAUUCAAAAUAAGAAAAUGGCACAUCUUGCAAGACUUCAUGUCGUAGACGGAGCUUCCCUAUUUUGGGUGCAAAUAUUUUUCCAUACUGAAAGCCAGACUAUAGUUAUUAGAGAAAGUAAUAAUCAGGCAAAUGGAUUACAACUCUACCGCACAACCAUAUAUAGGGAUGAAAUCGAGACGUAUGGGAGUGACCACGACCAAAUACAAAUAAAUAUGUAUGAAGAGGUCAACAAGCCCGAUCCAUUAUUAAUUUUUGAAAACGAUGCACAAGGGAUGCAGUUUGAAACGGCAUUCAGACAUUUUAUGGAGUACAGCGAUCCUGAAGUGGUUCAGUAAGAUCAGAUAACGGUGGACCAGAAUUGCGUAUUAAGUACCUACCUACAUAAUGUAAUUUGUUAUUUAAUUCAUU
Messenger RNA from Zophobas morio, 533 nucleotides. RefSeq lists its product as uncharacterized. The transcript has 3 exons. Bases 53 to 460 code for a protein of 135 amino acids. Lineage: Eukaryota; Metazoa; Arthropoda; Insecta; Coleoptera; Tenebrionidae. The record is from RefSeq and is a predicted model, not a curated record.